This is a messenger RNA of Symbiodinium pilosum, 962 nucleotides long. NCBI's taxonomy places the organism in Eukaryota, Dinophyceae, Suessiales, Symbiodiniaceae. The record is from the annotation of a GenBank genome assembly.
GCCUGCUUGCCAUGGCCAUCCGCGACACGAAGGCGUGGCGGGUCCUUGCUGGUCUCGCGCUGCUGGCGCUGGCACUGGCUUGGAGCCCUCGCCGAGCCUUCGUCGGAACGUUUGGCGUUCGGCCUGAGGCGCCCCGGGCCGUGCGGCGAGCGGAGCCCGAGGAGGUCGAUGUUGAAGUCGAAGAGGACGAUGAGGAAGAUUUUUUGGACGAUGAUGAUGACGAGGAAGAUUUGGGGCCGGUGAAGUCCAACUACAACUUCGACGAGGAACCGCCGCGCGCAUGGUAUCAGCGCCGCCACAUCGACCGGCACAAGGUGAACAUGAAGUUCUUCGACAUGUUCAAGAAGCCGGUAGACUUCUUCCCGCACAAGCUACAGGCCGGUGACGUGGUGCGCGUCUACUACCUGGAGGCCAAGCCAGGCUCUGGAGACAAGGAGGUCCGGGGCCUUAAGCUCUCCAAGGAUCAGCUGCGAGAGACCUACUUUGACGGGACCAUCAUCAACUUUCGGGGCGACUAUCAUGCACGCACCAUGACGGUCCGCGCCAUGAUUGGAAAGGGCCUGUCCUCGGUGGGCUACGAGUUUCAGUUCCCCAUGCACUCCCCGCUGAUUACUCGCAUCCAGGUGAUGCGGCGAGGUUUCAUCGGCCGCAACAAGAACGCCUACUUUUUGCGUGGCAUGGUCGGCAAGCGCAAUAUCAUCCCCGUCGACAAGGAGCGCACAGAGAUGGACAAGAGGUAUUCUGACCUCCGGCUUGACGGCCGUGAGGAUGAGAUCCCCGACCCCACGUAUCCGCAGAAUGAGUGGGACACCUAUCCACUUCCUGUGUGGAAGCAAGACAUGCCGGAUUGGAACGAGGACGACUACGACCCAGCUAACGUGGACCAGCGUAGCGAGUACGAAACUCGUGUCAUCGCAAAGUACAAAAUGAGGCCUUCCCGUACCGGCAAGUACGGCACGUGA